AUGUCGGCGAGCGGCGUGCGGACGUCCCUGGCGCCGAACGGCGUCGUCCAAGUCGAGCUCGACCGCGGCGGCAAGCUCAACGCGCUGAACCGGCCCAUGUGGGAGGCCAUCGCGGACGCCGUCGAGACGUCGCCGGACGCGCCGCUCGUCAUCACGAGCGCCGAUCCCAAGGCGUUCAGCGCCGGCGGCGACGUGACGGCGAUCGCCGGCGGUCCCCCGAAGGACGUCGUCGACUUCCUCCACCUCGAGUACGCGACGCUGGACGCGCUCCGCGAGCGGCGGAACACGAUCGCCGUGAGCGACGGCAUCGUCAUGGGCGCCGGCGCGGGCGUCUUCAUGGCCUGCGCGACGCGCGUCGUCACGGAGCGCGCGCGCUUCGCGAUGCCAGAGGUCAGGAUCGCGCUCGUGCCCGACGCGGGCGCGCUCCGCUUCCUGUCCAAGCACUGCGAGCCCGCCGUGGCGCGCUUCCUCGCCGUGACGGGCUACAAUCUGAACGCGCACGACCUGGUCGCGUGCGGCCUCGCGACGCAUUUCGUC
Messenger RNA from Aureococcus anophagefferens, 537 nucleotides. RefSeq lists its product as hypothetical. The record is from RefSeq and is a predicted model, not a curated record. NCBI's taxonomy places the organism in Eukaryota, Pelagophyceae, Pelagomonadales, Pelagomonadaceae. The transcript has a single exon. Gene Ontology annotation, biological process: L-valine catabolic process. Gene Ontology annotation, molecular function: 3-hydroxyisobutyryl-CoA hydrolase activity. The annotation marks the transcript as partial.